Amaranthus tricolor (Joseph's coat) is the source of this 2323-nucleotide messenger RNA. RefSeq names its product putative glucose-6-phosphate 1-epimerase. NCBI's taxonomy places the organism in Eukaryota, Viridiplantae, Streptophyta, Magnoliopsida, Caryophyllales, Amaranthaceae. Bases 1083 to 1976 code for a protein of 297 amino acids. The transcript has 8 exons. Gene Ontology annotation, molecular function: carbohydrate binding; isomerase activity. Gene Ontology annotation, biological process: carbohydrate metabolic process. The record is from RefSeq and is a predicted model, not a curated record.
AAAUCAGUCCUUCCAAUUUUUCAAUUUUCAAACUUUUUUUUUUCUUUCUUGACUCUUAAUUAAUCUAGCUACAUUUUCUGAUUACUAAAAAUUAAUUUAAUUAAUAUUAUUAAUCUGUUACUUGAAAUAAAUAAAUACCCAAAUUGCUGAAUUUAUAAUCUAACCUUUCGGUUCAUUGUACUUAGUUUUCCUUGCUUUAAUUUGUCAUUUCUUCGGGGUUUUGUUUUAUGGGAAUUAUGUGCCAGUAUUUAUACACAUUCACAUUGCAUUUUAUCAAAUUUUGCACACAAAUUUAGUAAAAAGAUUGUUUUUUUCCCUAGUAUAUUGUCAUAAUUGUGUAAUUUCUUGGAAAAAAAAUUGCUUUUGUUGGUUUUUAGCAUUUUUUUUCUGAAAAUUGAAGUAGGUUGUUGAAAAUUCUGUUCUUGCAUGAUUUCCUUAUUUGGGAUAUAUAUUUUGUUUAUCUUUCUAAUUUUGGGUUAUUCAAUUUUAGAUCUUAAAUUGGGAACUGGGUUUCUGGAUUUAUGUGGUGAAAGUUUCAUACACUAGAGUAAAAAGUUAAUUAUUUUACUAAAUUUUAGUGGUAUUAUUAAAAAUAUUUCCCUCCAAUUAAAUUAAAAAUUCUUAAUUGUCUUUUGUGAAAAAUGCAUGUUUGCCAACAUCUGGCAAGUUUAUAGCAGAAUUUGAAGAUAAGUGUUGGAAAAUAAUUUCUGGGCUUGUGCAAAAAUGUUGUCUUUUUAUGGGUUUCUGGGUUUACAAUUUUAAUGAGCCUAAAAAUUUUAAAUUUUUUUCAUAAUUUUGAAAAAUAUCACCUUUUUUGAGGUGGGUUUAGGAUUAUUUGGAUCUGGGUAGUUUAAAUUCAAGAUUAAUUUCAGCAAAAGUGAAAAUUGGUAGUUGGGUUUUUUUUUUUUUUUUCAAAUUGGUCACAGAAUUCAUAAGUUUUGUCACAAGAAAAGUGUUUAGGGAUAAUAACCCAAGUGGAUUUUUCCAUAAGUGUACGCAUUUAGGUCUAUUAAAGGAGGUAAAGAAGAGAGAGAAAGAAGAUAGCAGUAGAGAGAGAAAGUGAAAGAACACCAUUGUUGAUAAUGGGACAUUCUGCAGCAGUUUGGGAUUACAAAGUUGCUAAUGAAAUCACCCAAGAUUGGAAUGGAAAUCCUCAAGUUGUUCUUAGGAAUCCUCAUGGUGCUUUAGUAAGAGUCAGUUUGCAUGGAGGACAGGUUAUGUCAUGGAAAAAUGAACAUGGAGAAGAACUUUUAUUUACCAGCAACAAGGCUCUCUUUAAGCCACCAAAAGCUAUGAGGGGCGGAAUCCCCAUUUGUUUCCCUCAGUUUGGAAACCGUGGGUCGCUUGAACAACAUGGGUUUGCCAGGAACAAAGUCUGGUCCAUCGAAGAAAGUCCCCCGCCACUGCCACCCAACGAUUCCAAUGGAAAAUCCUAUGUUGACUUGAUUCUGAAACCGUCAUCUGAAGAUCUCAAAUUCUGGCCACACAGUUUUGAGUAUCGCUUGAGGGUUGCUCUUGGGAUAGAUGGACGUUUGUCGUUGAUAUCUCGGAUUAGGAACGUUAAUGGAAAGCCUUUUACUUUCUCAUUUGCCUACCACACCUAUAUGUCCGUAUCGGAUAUCAGCGAGGUCAGGAUAGAAGGAUUGGAAACGCUUGACUAUCUAGACAACCUCUCUCAAAAAGAACGCCGCACUGAGCAAGGAGAUGCUUUGACAUUCGAGAAUGAGGUGGAUCGUGUUUAUUUGAGCUGUCCGAAUGCUAUAGCUGUUAUUGACCAUGGAAAGAAGAGAACGUUUGUGAUCCGAAAGGAAGGCUUACCGGAUUUGUAUGGAAUCCAUGGGACAAAAAAUCAAAGGCGAUGGUUGAUCUUGGGGAUGAAGAAUACAAGUAUAUGCUUUGUGUUGACGGAGCAGCAGUCGAGAACCCGAUUACGCUCAAACCCGGAGAAGAAUGGAUGGGGAGGCUCGAGCUGUUAGUCGUGCCUUCGAGCUUUUGUAGUGAUCAUCUUGAUCUGCACAAAGCAUAUUUCUAGAAGUGCAAAGUAAUGAAGUUAAAUGUAGCUAUUUCUAGGAUAAUAAAAAAUAUAUAUAUAUAUAUAUAUAUAUAUAUAUAUAUAUAUUUAUGUUUGCUGAAAUUGUUUUUACCUUUCAGCAGGAAAAUGUAUCCAAGGUUAUCUUUGAACAAACUAGGAUAAUUUCAGUGUUUAAUAUAUCUCUAUAUUUAUAGGAAAUCUCCAUUUUUUUUUUUUAUAUAUAUUUAUAUAAUGAAAAAGUGCAAAAUUUAAAAUGUAUUUGAUAUGAAUAAUGGUUAAAAAAGUUGGAGC